AUGAUGUGGAAACACAUCUGCUCAGCCCUCACCGCACUCGUGGUAGGAUGGCCAUGGAGCGCUGAGCAUCUGGUGGACCUGGGGACCUUGGAGGACACGGACAACGUGACCGAGGAAGACCUGGGAGUGCCGCUGGAUGAUGAGGCCCACCAGGAGGGGAUCUUUUGGUGGACCGAAGGCGCCAUUUGGGGCUUUUGGAAGCCUGCUGGCAGCCUGGUCUCGAACGUCUCUUGGUUCGGGACGCCUGACCGACCUGGCAGAUUACGUGUGGAUGGAGGGUGGGCCGGCUAUUUCAUCGAUGGGAUUGGCGUGCAGGCCUUUGGAGCUUGGUGGCCCUGGACGGCUUGCAUCAUCAUGGCGACGUUCAACACUGGACUACUGGGCAUCCUGACCUACAGCAUCCACACGCUGACAGGACCAUGUCGGGCGAUCGGACGAGGAGUUCAAGCUCUUUGUGGAGUAUGCUGUUGCCGGCGCCGUGAUGGGCUUGAAGCACACCUACCGAGCGCACGGCCUCCGAUGGUGGACAUUGAAUGGCAUGGACCGAAGACUGGUUGGCCCACGGAUACCCGCUACCUGCAACAGCGAUUGAAGGGUAGGGGGAGCAGGAGGCGCCUGAAUGAUGUUGUGAUUCGAAGAGGAGGUCAUGUAGCCCGCUUGCAACAAGAAGAAAGCCUCCUCAAGCGAAUCGACAGCGAUGGGCUCAGGGUCAAAUUCAGUGGAGUGUCGAGCUGCACCUCGAGACAGUUUCGUCGUGAACUGGAGGAGGCAGGCGAGAUUCAUCUUUGCAGGCAGCUUGAAUGCCGAGCAGAGCACACCCUUCACAUCCAGGAGUUCGCUGGCAUCGAUCACGAAGCGUUGCUGGACUUGCACCGUUAUGCCCAUGGUUCACCGCGCUGGCUACUGGGGCUAUGUGGUCGAGGAGUCUGGCGCGUGAUUGGCUUCGUUGCUCGUGGGGCCCGCUGCUGUUUCCGGCUUUGUUUUGUGAAAAGGGUGAGCCGAGUGAUAAGAGAUGAGGAGGGCCGUGAGCGUUUGUUGGACCCUGACUCCGAAUCCGAGGUGGAGGGUGAUGAGGCAUCAUGUCAAGGAGUGAGGAUAGGCCUUGUGGUUGAUGGAGAGAUGAGGCCUCUAGCUCCAGACGGCUGCAACGACCUGGCUACCCAGGAGGAGACGACCCUCUUGGACGAGGACGUUGAGGUCUCAGAUGUCAGGCCACCCGGACCUGGGCAACUGGUUCGAGUUCCUCUAUGUGCACAUCAUCGCCAGGUCUACCAAAGCGCCUCAGCUAAAAGAAAGUGUGGCGUGCUCACUUGUCACAAGGCUUCCAAAGGUGCACGGCAUGGUGUCCCACUUUGCUAUGAUCAUCUAUGUGAACAAGGAGGAGCAGGUGCGAGAAAGGAUAGCCCACACCCCAAUGGGAUGUUGCAGGGUUUUCGUCGUCGCUUCACACGCAGAGCACAGAGCCGGAGCCGCAGUCCAGCGUUCGAAUGUCAGCAAGCUAGCGUGCCCCCAGCUGCAGCAGAAGAAGGACCAUCACAACAUGCUAAGAAGGAGAGUGGCAUGGCACCAGCCCGGUCAAGCUCAGUGGACUUGGGGAAGGUGAUGAUUCCAUCACCACCACGAGGUGGCUUGGAGCAGGAGGACGUCAUGGGCAAGCCUGUAUGGUUGAAGCUGAAGCUGAACUAUGUCAACGACCAGUCAGACUGGAUCAUGUGCAUGGGAGAGCUAUGCGGAUAUACACCAGGUGGAGUUCGUGGAGAUCGAAAGCUAGAGGUCUUCGUGAAGUACCUAGACAACACCUUGGUCAUCGACCCAAAGUACCUCGAGGACAUGAUGGAUGCGAAGGGCAUUGAAGACUUGGACCCAACGAGGGCGCAGCUCUUGGUGAAGGAGGUGCCACCCGAUGCAGAAUGCCUUGGACUGGACAUCAAGGGGUACCUGAUUCCAGAGAUCCUCAUGCAACGCCUCGCAGCUUGGGAGGGCCGCACUGUUGCAGGUGGGAGGCGCCUGAACGAUUCGCAGUUGAAGGAGGUGAAGAAGAACUUGGCAAGCCUGGUGAGGAAGCACAGUGCCGGCUAUGUUAAAGGGGAGCUUUGGCCUAGCUGGCCAGCGGAAGCCGAACUGGGAAUCGACAAGCAAGUUCGUGGGCGCGAUGAUGACCACCAAAGGGAGAAUCUGGCACCAAGAACAAGAUCGCGGAGCAGAAGCCAUAGCCUUGCCCGAGCGAUGAGAGAGGAGGACGAUUUCAGGAGCAAGCUGGACCGAGACACAGCGCUUGAUGGUGACACUGAGGAGAUGACAGGCGAGGGCAUCGUUGAGGCCUACAUGACCGCCGUCAACUCCGGGCAGACGCAAAAGGAGGCGAUCGACACGAUCCAGAUGAUCUUUGAGGUGGACAUGCAGACCAUCGGCAGCACGAUGCGGACCUACAUCAGGAAGAACUGUGGCAAGCAGAACGAGCAGGUGGAGGUGGCCAUCAAGAUCCUUAAGGGGAUGAGCGAACAGCAGAGCGCAAGAAGCGCCAGAGAAGAUGGAGCUUACCAUGAAGCUCGUGCAGAACAACCGAAACCACAGGAGAAACGGAACCCUAGCACCCCGGACAAGCUCUUCCCGGCUCACUAUGGCGAGAAGAAGGAGGAAGGUAGCCUCAUUCGCCCCGCAGAGGAGACCGGCAAGUACAAUCCACUGACAGCCAAUGACAGCAUCGUGGGGCAGCUAUUCGGCAUGGGUGGCAGGGUUGAGGAAGUGUCAACACGAGCCGGAGCUGGAGGCGACGAAGAGGAGACCCACAUGAGCGCUCGAGUGGUACAUGCACUCGAAGGAAUCCGGAAAGCCACGGAGGGCGACAAGAAGGGCAACCCCGGCACUCGGAGUGCCAUCGGGUCAGAAGAGAGCCUUGACGUCUAUUUGGCCCGAGGUUGCAACACCUUGACUGUGGAGGUAUGCCCCGACGUCACCGGCAAGGAGCUCUUCGACGCCCUGAAAAGAGCGUGUUCACACGCUAAGGCCAAGCUGCAGCAGAUCGAGUGGCCUUGCUUGGUCACGAACGGGAUUGCUUACGGGCUAGCAGCGAUGCAGCAUGGUGGGAAGGAUCAUUCGACGCUCGCACCUUGGCAGCUCAGCGUCGCCCAUGCCGUGACUGCAAAACCACGGGACUUCGAUCAGUAUGAGGCACCGAAGGACGACAAGAUCGAGCCUAAACCCCGGUACCCAACUCACUUUGCCACCUGGUUGAAGCAGGCGAGGAAUGAGAUCAAGAUGAUCGGCUCAGUCAUCGGCCUGGAGCACAAGAAGGAGCGCAUCAAGGCCCUUGAGCAGAUCGAGAAGGCCCACGAGCAGGAUUCGGACGUCUGGCCUGAGAGCUAUUGCUACAGCUUGUGGGAGGAGCUUAAGGCAGCGUGGGUGGAGGAGCUUCGAGAGAGUCGAAGACAACUCUGCAGGAUCCUGAACACCGACAAUCCCCGCAAGGAGGACCUGAAGUUCGUUGCCUUGGCACCAGACAGCGGCUUCCAUUUCCCAAGGACCUUUGACCUAGCACAUCCUGAAGGCUAUUACCAGCAGGUAUGCGUGCCUAGACAGGCGCGGGCGCUGAAGGGCAUCAUCUAUGGCCAGCUGCACCACAAACGCCAAGCACCAAAAGUCGGAGGAGAUCAUGCCCCGGGUGAAGGAGAACCUCAUGGCGGAGAAGCUGGCGGAGAGGAAGAUCGCGUUGGUCGAGGCCGCGAGCGUGGCAGCGACAAGAACGACAGGAAGAAGCGGGAGAAGGAGAAGGACGAGAGGAAGGACGAGAAGGUGAAGGAUGGCGCUGGACAGAAGCAAGGGUGGCUGCCCCCGGAGGAGUAUGAGGACAUCCAGUACACCCAACUUGAGGAUGAGCUCAGGGAGCUGACUCGUGGUCCUGAUGCAGAUUGGCUGAAAGACCCGUCAUCAAGGCCAGGAGCAGAACCUCACACAGUGUGGAGCAGGCGAGUCGAACAUCCGGAGGCCCAGAAACGCUUGAGGAUCCUUGAGGAGCUGGAGAAAGGCGGUGCAUUCGCGAGGCUCGCUGGCUGGUCAAGUUACCUUCAAUCUCAUGUAAGAGGUCGGAUGCUCAACGCCAUCAUCGAGAAGCAGGAGAUGACAAUUGACGAGGUGCUCUUGGAAGCGACCGAGAAGGGAUGCCCUGAGUUAGCCCAGGAGGCGGAGAAGGUCUUGGGAGAAGAGCGAUCCGUUGGCUGGGUAGAUGAGGAGCGCCAAGCAUGGGUCAGCCCCACAGUCUGGCACAAAGAAAAGGGGUACGGCGAAGGCAAAUUCGAGUUCCAAUGCGGACCAGAAAGGCGCUGCUGGCGCUAUCUGGACUACAAAGACCGGCUACCAGUACCUGAUGAGCUAGCAAGUGCACUUGGUUUGCAGCCUGGAGAUGAAGAGGAACGACAAUGUCUGGUGCUACAUCCCGCAGCUGGCAUCCUGCUUUGGGGAGGAGAUUGGGACCCGGAGCGCGUGCCAUCGCUGGAGGAGGUGAGGCUGAAGGCACAAUCUUUCCGGGCUGGACUAUGGGAUGAAGCGGCUAAAGCCAUCGGUGAGCUUGGAGACCCAGCACCCUGGAUAGGAGCACGCGAGGCGGAGGUCCGAGGCAGUGAGAACAACAUCAUUCCUUUCCUGAUCCAUGGGGGCCACAUUAGAUUGCUCGUGCCCAUCGAGAAGGAUGAGCCGGUGAAGGUGGCGGCGGAGCUGACUCUGAGUGGACAAUCCGACCGUGAAUGGCCUUGUGAGGGGUGGCGGGAGUUUCUCGCAAAUGAAGAUCCGGCAGCGCCUCUUGUACCUGGCAAGAGACCCAAAUGCCCGCGUUGUCAAGACAACAACCCAAAACAGGGAAAGGCAGCGCCUCAAGUCCCAUGGAGCUUCAAUGAACACCCAGUCGACACGCAGGAGCUGAUUCUGAUGGGGGCACACUCCCCAUUGAAGCACAGGCCCGCUUUCGCAUAUGGCAUCAGGGUGCAGGAGGUCUUUGCAGGCUCUGGAUCUUGGACCAAAGCUAUGAUGGAAGCAGAACUGGCCGCCAACGAGCCCAUCGAGCUCUUCAGUGACCCCCUACAGAAGAAAGGACGUCGCGAGCAGUUCGAUCUCAAGGACGAGAAAGUGGCAAACUUCUACCUGCAGGCGACGAUGGAGCUCCCAGGACCAUCAGCAGCAAACGUUUGGGAAUUUGGAACCCCUUGCACCAGUUAUUGCGACUUCAACAUCCUCAACGGGGGAACUCGAAGCUUCAGUUCACCCGAAGGAGGUCCGCACCCCACGGCAAGCGAGCAAGAGGGCAACUAUUUCUGUGACCUCACCUGCCGGAUGUGCGAGUCACUUUACCACCACGACAAGGAGUUCAUCCUGGAGUCUUCGAUGCCAUCCGGAAGAUACCCAAAAAUUUGGGAUCAGCCUGCCAUUCAGCGCUUGCAGCAGUCUACAGGAGCACUCAUUGUGCCGACCCACUUGUGCGAAUGGGGCUCAGCGCCGACUGACCGGCCAGAGAUGAGGUAUAAGAAGGGUCAGUGGAACCUUGUGUCCCCUGGCUUGUACCUGCAUGCACUGCUCCUUUCUCGUCGUUGCCAAGGGCAGCACAGACACAUGGACGUGAAAGGUGAGUCUGACCUACCUGGAGUUCCCCGCACUCGAAGAGCACAGGUGUAUCCAGCGAGACUAUGCAAAGGUUGGGCAUUGGUGGUGCAAGCGGCUUAUGCAGGAUGGGACACCAUUCAGGUGGCACAGGCACUGGAGGUGAUUCAGGAGAGUGAUGGCCGAGAAGGGGAGAUCCCACACAAAGCAGGGGCAAAUAGACACCAACAUGCUGGACAGUCUGACCCCUCACAUCAAGCGGCUCCCUCACAUUCCACGGCAGCCUUCUCAUUGUCCGAACGAUGUGGAAGUGCAGAGAUCGAUGAGUUUCAGGAAGGGUUUGGUCUUCUUCGUGGACACCAUUGUGGCAGCAUCGGCGAGGGUGAGUUCAGCCACGGCAUCCCUAUCCCGGAGGACCCACUGGAGCCUGAAGGUGAAGAAGAGGAAGAGGAGGGGGCCACCAGUGAUGAAGAUAGGCGUAUGAACCCUCGUGAUGAGGCCAGAGUCAUGGCACGGCUCGUUCCUAGAGAAGUCAGUCCAGGAGAUGUGGCGGAACCAGUACGCCCAUACGAAGGGAACAUCAACAUCUUCGGGCCACCACGACCACUCGAAGGGCUCGACGGACGCUCUGAGGAUUGGUGGGACCUUCAAGAGGACAACCUAUUCCUGGUACGCCACCACGUGAUGCCUCGCACCCACUUGUUUGGAUCGCACUAUGUCGACUGGACCGACUGCCCGGUUUCGGACCACCUCAUUAGGAGUGAUCGCAGGACAUGGAUGUACCCGCAGCGGAGGGAACUGUCGGAGAUCGCCCCGCACGAGAGAGUCUUCCUGGACAACUGGAGGGUGGACCUGGCGAGGCUUCGUGACAUCCCCGACUCGAUCGAUGCGGAGUACGCCGACUGGACUGGAGCAACCACCUUCUACCUGUACGAUCCUUUGAUCAGGCCAGAGCUUGGACCACACUUUGAGCGUGGACAAGAAGAAGGAGGCGAGCCCGAUAGCCCGGCGCCCGAACCUGAAAGUGAGCUGCGGCCUACAUAUCCGGAGGGAAGAGACUACCAACCGGUCUUUCACCCGCCCAGGGAAUUCCCAGUGCCAACGCGGGAGCAGGUUGCGGACGCGAGACGGUACUACCCUGGAGGAGGUGUUUGGGAUCCCUGGAAUGGAGGACGCAUUGAGGGUGAUGACGCAGAGCAGGCGGAGGAGCAGCCGGGCAGCUCAUCGGACCGGAGACGACGGUCAAGGUCGAGGUCAAGGGGACGCGGGCCAGAUGCUGAUGACGGAGCAGAAGAAAGACGGGUGGGUUACCUAUCAGCAUCCUGCAUUCUUGAGGCCGAAGAGACGGAGGGCAAUCGCUGGAUGAUGCGGGAGACCAUCGAGGACGAGUACCACGUGGGAGCGCCUGUCUACUCCGAGAAGGGCCAGAGUGUCAAGGAGGAGGUUCUGGACAAGGCCCUUUGCUAUGCGCACCACUGCAGGGAGCACCCCAAGUACGAGCCCAAUGUGAUCAAGCAGGCCGUCGAAUUGGGCGAUGACCUGUUGAGGACCGCUGGGACACUCGAAGAAGCCAUGCGAGGUCUGAGGGCAGCAAGAAGGCAAGUGAUUGGGGUCCCAACGAUUGGUGCCACUUCCGAAGAGGUCCUGAGAUGCUUGGAAUCUGACCAUGCACAGUACCUUAAAGCGGCCAACAGGGAUGGAGACACCGCGGACUUCGGCAGUGCUCUGCCCGGUGAAUUGGUGGGAGUCGAGGGCAGGGUGAAGCUGGUUUACGGUGGCCUCCCUUUCGGUUGGUGUGGCGCCCCGGGAGAAUACAUGGCGUUCGCCCUCGCUGGUCGAGCCUACCAUGAGAGCUUUAAGCCGGAGAUGGAAGGCGUCAAUGGACCCACCCCGUUCUCUUCUGAGUGGCUAAUGGAUGACAGCGUGAUCGUGGAGCCUCUGAUGGGGGUGAGGCCGUGGCAAGCAGUUGACGCGUUGGGCCACUCCAUCGAGAAGAUCUGGGGCAAGGCGGCGUUGAACCUCGACAAGCAGAUUGAGGAGGGGACACCUGCGUCCGAGCAGAUCGUGUGGGGGCUCUAUAUGAAUGUGGAGAACAUGACCAUCAGGCUGCCUGAACCGAAAGCCUUGAAGAUGCGUUACCUGUUGGCCUUGCCGGAACUGCAGUAUGGGGUGCGCCAGGUGCGGCUGAAGGUCGCUCAAGAGCUGCGCGGGCUCAGUCAGUAUGCGGCAAUCACCAUACCCCCUUUGCGGACGGAGCUCGGCACCUUGGAUCUUUUCCUAUGUCCAAGCAAGUGCGUGGGGGGCUACAUCCAGCCGAAUGUCAAGGAUGAAAACGCCUCAGAGUCAGCGUGGCGCUGUUGGGAUGAGACGUUGGCGCUCCUACGGCUUUGGUUUGAGACCCCCUAUAUGAGGGCAGCUUCGAAUCGCAUGAGCAGCAGGCUUCGAUGGGUGGGUGGAGAUGCAACUCCAGACGUGGCAGGCGCACUUGACUGGAAGGGCAAGCGCUACAUGAGGGAGGAUGCCAAGGUGAUGCUCCAUGCAUUAGGUAGGGUGCCCGAGCUUGAGGAAGAGCCCAGCAUGAAAAUAGCACUUGCAGAGCUUCUUUGCUUCGUGGGGCUGGCCGCAGCAGAGAGCAGCUCUUGGCAUGGGGAGAUAAUCGCCUAUGCCACGGACAACCAGAACGUCAGGUCGUGGUUGACCAAGCGGCAGUCUAGAUGCACGGUGGCACGACACAUCCUCCGGGUCUUGGGAAUGCUCGAGGUGCGAUUCCAGUUCAAGACAUUGGCGUUCUACAUCAGGACCUAUCACAACAUCACAGCGGACUGGCUGAGCCGAGAGACGAAGAAGGUCGUGGAGGACAAGUUGAAGCUCGAAGGUUGGACGAAAGUCGAGGCGCAGGAGAAAUGGGAGUCCUACAUCGAGGAGUCCGUGAACGGCAUCUUCAGAUGGCCUGGAGGGGCAUCGCUGGGAACUCUGAGGCAGGAGGGGGAGCGCCCCUCUCAACCUUAUCGUCCAGUGGUGGCAAAGGGAAACGCUAUCGAGUUGGGCAGGGGGCAUCUGCCAUGGGCGAUAGCGUGGUCAUGUUUGGGAGGCCGUGUUUGUCGACUACCGGGCAACCGAGAUCAAUGUGAAGCAGCGAUUGAGGGCUCCAGCCUGAAGGGGACAGAAUGCCUACAGUCGGAGGAGGACCUCACUUGGGUUUUCGCCUCGAUUGCCGAGGAUAGCUGGGGGGGAACGCGUUCCUAUGUCAGACAGUUUGUCAAGGAGCAUCGUCCCUCGAAUGCGCUGAUCGACCUGGCGAGGGAAGGCCCAGUUCGUGAAAUGCAGGCGGACUUUAAGAAGCUUGACUAUGUGGUGAAUGUCAACGAGUACCUGACCACCCACUUUGGGGACCCCGUGGCCAAGCGCAAGUUCGUCCUGGUUGCUCAUCGAGGCUCACUGGCCAAUGAUGCGACCUUCCCGGAUGAAGCUCCUCGGAGCGCCGCAGAACCUGCGAGCAUCAAGCGCGCCCUGGACUCGGCAGCUGGAGCGGUGAGGCAGGAAUGGUUGGCCAGCGACGUUGAGGUGACGCUGAACAACAAGAUUUCUACUUCUGGGGACCGCAUGCUGCCAUGGCCUGCUGGCCAUUACAAGGAAGGGGACAAGAAAGAGCUCCUCUACGACAUCCGGGGCCCCGCAUUAACUUGCAGGAAAGGGAGGUCUAUGGUUGUCCUUGACCAUCGUGGUGAGGCGGUCCAGGCGCGAGCAAUCAGUGCAGAAGAGGAAUGGCUCCUGAAUGGUGGGCGCCUUGAGGAGCUGCAUCUGCUUCGCGAAGCCGGAGCAAAGGUGAGCUUCUUCAAGAAGGACGCAGCCAUGAAGUUUCCGCAGCAAAGCGCCCAUCACCUACUGUCCUGGUACGAACGCUGGCGCCAGGGAAUCAAUGAGGGACCUGAGGCUGGAGGGAGAGUUGGAGUUUGUCGCGACCCUGAUCGAGUCCAUGCUGACGAACAAGUGCGUGCUUGGAUGCGAGCUUGGCAGGGAGACAACCACAACCCCAGGGCCAACUACGAGAGAUGGCUUGCCGCCAAGAAGGCCGACUUAGAGGGUGACCAGAAGGUCGGAGGGAGGAGACAAACCACCAAGAGGGCGAAGUCAGGGCCUCCGGACCGAUUGGUCCUCCCAAGCGCGAUUGGUCGUGGUCGAGAACGCCUACAGCUUGAUGCUAAUCGUGAGCUAAGGCGAGAUCAAGCAUGGCUCGACGCCUUGGCUGCGGAGGCGGUGAUGUCCAAGCUCUCGGAGGGCACGCGGGCUGGCUACGAGGUUGGCUGGAAGCAAUGGUGCUUGUGGCGCCGGAUGGGAAGAAAGGAUGUGUACCUCACCGGCGAGAGCAAAGAGGACCGCAAGAUCGAUGAAGAUGAACUCCUUCGAUUCAUGACCUACUUGGCGCACGUCAUGGGCAGGACUGAGGGGACCAUCAAGCAGAGGCUGUUCGCCAUUAAGAUGGGCCAUCUGGUGGCAGGGCAUGAAGAUCCCACAUUGCACAAGGUGCGAAUCUGGGCAGCUCUCAACGGCUACAAGCGGUGGCAGCCCGAGACAAAGCGGAAGUACCCAGUACUGCCGGCUAUGCUGCUGUGGAUCAAAAAGAAUUUGAGUACCAGCGAGACCCUGAGCAGAGUUGACCAGGCGAUCCUUUGGGCUGCGAUUAUGGUGGGAUUCUUCUUCUUGCUGCGAGCCUCGGAGUUCUUGGUCACUAUGGGGCGAUCAUGGGGGACAUCGAGGACCUUGAAGGGCAAUGACAUCGAGGCACGAAGGGACAACCUGCAGGUCAUGAACUUCCACCAGGCGGAGGAGAUCGUGAUCUACCUCAAGGGCUCCAAGACGGACCAGUACAAUCAGGGCACUGUCCGCAACCAGUUCAGAAGCGGUGACGAGCUCUGUGUGGUGACCGCGCUGGCCAACUACCAGGCUAUGAAACCUGAACGUUUUGCAGGUGCUGAAGCAGAUCAGCCCUUGUUCAGAUUGGAGAAUGGAAAACCCUUGCAGAGGACCGACAUCCAGGGCCUGAUACAGUUGGCAGCGGUUGCAGAUGGUCAAUCUACGACGAGGUAUGGUUCGCACAGCUUGCGCAUUGGUGGCGCCACAGCCAUGUACCAGACCACCAAGGACCUGGACAUCGUGAAACGUUUUGGCAGAUGGAACUCCGACGCCUUCCACGGCUAUCUGUGGGAGUCGCACGAGCGCCAAAAGGAUCUGGCAAAAGGCAUGGCCAAAGCGGAUGGCCAACUACUUGCCCCCCGGAAGAACAAGGGGUUUGAGAAUUCGAAGAGUCUCAAUGAGAGGACGGUUUUUGAUGGAAAGGAAGCCGCACCAGCACCAAGGGAGCAGAUGGAGAAGAUCGGCUACGAUGGGACGAUGCAAGCUUUAGGCUCACCUGGCGACGAAGAGCGCAGGAUGCAUGGCUACAACGUCCAGAAGAUGACCGUGAAGAGCUCCAAGGUGCACAAGGUAGUGACGACGCUGAAUGCUGGACAGUGGGGCAUAGAUGAGGACUACACCUUGGAACUCGAUUGUUUCUUCGAGGCCAAGUGGCAAUGA
Messenger RNA from Durusdinium trenchii, 11160 nucleotides. The record is from the annotation of a GenBank genome assembly. NCBI's taxonomy places the organism in Eukaryota, Dinophyceae, Suessiales, Symbiodiniaceae.